CCUUCCCCGACUCUCAGCACUCCAGCAUUGCUGUGCAAGCAGAUGUUCUGUCCUCCGAUGCCAAUUCUCACGAUUUUCGCAUUUGGAGAAGGUAUCCUUGCAGGCGCAGGCUGCAAAGUUGACGGGAACAAGCAGAAACUGCAGUCAUUCUCCUCCUCCUUCUCCUCCUCUUCGGCGCAGCGACACAGAGAGAGUUGUGAUCGGCUUUGGAGGGAUACAGUAGCGGCUACAGUAAGAACCGGGGCGAGCACAAGGCAGCAGUUUCCUCCACCACACCUGUGAUGCGUUGUUCUGAGCAACGGAGACGCACGAGCUGGAUGCUGAUGGCCACGGCGCGGCACGAGGAUACAUACUGAGGCAAAAAGAAAAAAAGAGACACUUAUUAACGAAAAAAGAAGCCCUAAAAGUGCCUCAGAGGACACUCUACGGUCUUGAAAACAGAUUGUUUCUGCUGCUCUCGUUUUCAUUGAAACUUAAGUGAUCGAAACAGCUGAAAGAUGCCCUUAUCUCCGGGCCCCUUUGUCCGCUGCGGCUUCAACGCUGCGCUUCUUCUGCUCGGGCUCACGUUCGCUGGCAUCGCCUCCACCGGCGGUUCGGAGCAUCCGGCCACAGCAGCACUUCCCGCUGCGUUCUCAGACCUCCUGCCUCACUUCCUGGUGGAGCCCGAGGACGAAUACAUAGUGAAGAACAAGCCUGUGACCCUGUCCUGCCGCUCGACCCCAGCCACACAGAUCUACUUCAAGUGCAACGGAGAAUGGGUUCACCAGGACGACCACUUGAUUGAGCGAACUGUUGACCCAGCCACAGCAUUGCCAGUCAUGCAGGUGACGAUUGAGAUUACCAGGCAGCAGGUGGAGAAGAUCUUCGGCCUCGAUGAAUACUGGUGUCAGUGUGUCGCCUGGAGCACCACUGGAACUCAGAAGAGCCAGAAAGCGUACAUCAGGAUUGCUUACCUGAGAAAGAACUUUGAGGAGGAGCCGCAGGGUAAAGAGGUGGCAUUGGACCAGGAGGUGUUACUGCACUGCCAUCCCCCCGAGGGAGUGCCACCAGCCGAGGUGGAGUGGCAGAGGAAUGAGGAUGUGCUCGACCCAUUGAGCGACCCCAAUUUUUUCAUCACACCUGACAACAAUCUUGUCAUCAAAAAAGCCCGCCUUUUGGACACGGGCAACUACACGUGUGUGGCCAAAAACAUCGUCGCUCGCCGCAAAAGCAACUCUGCCACGGUCCUGGUCUAUGUCAACGGUGGCUGGUCCACAUGGACCACCUGGUCGUCCUGCAGCGCUGUGUGCGGGCGUGGCUGGCAGAAGAGGAGCCGGAGCUGCACCAAUCCCACGCCACUGAACGGAGGCACAUCCUGUGAGGGGCAGAACGUCCAGAAAAGUGCCUGUGUGGCCACCUGUCCAGUGGACGGAGGCUGGAGCGAGUGGAGCAAGUGGUCGGCAUGCGGGGCAGAUUGUUCGAUGUGGAGGAGCAGGGAGUGCUCCCAGCCCUCGCCCGGCACCGGGGGCAAGGACUGCCAGGGGCUCGACCUCCAGUCGAUGAACUGUACCAACGAGCAGUGCCCACAGACCGUGAGCGGGGCCGAGGACGUGGCGCUGUACGUGGGCAUGGUGGCUGUGGCCCUCUGUCUGACCCUGCUGCUCAUCGUGGUCGUCCUGGUCUACCGGCGCAAGAAGGAGGGCCUGGAUGCUGACGUGGCGGACUCCUCCAUACUCACCACUGGCUUCCAGCCUAUGGGCAUUAAGCCCAGCAAGCCAGGUGUGUGGGCACCACGGCCACGAAGGCCUCCCCACAGCAAGAACUCUCAUUUGCUCACCAUCCAGCCUGAUCUGACGACCACCACCACCAGUUACCAGGGCACCCUGCGCUCUCGCCACGAUACCGCUGGGAAGUUUUCCAUGACCAACGGGCCUCUACUGGACCCGCUUCCCAACGGAUCGCACACUCUCCACAAUGGGAAGCUCAACUCAGACACCACAGAGUUUGUGAGCAGGCUGUCCACUCAGACCUACUUUAAAACUCUCCCCCGUGAUGUGGCCAACACCUCCUACGGGACUUUCAACUUCCUGGGUGGGAGAUUAACAAUCCCCAAUACAGGAAUCAGCCUGCUCAUUCCUCCCGAGGCCAUCCCCAGAGGAAAGAUCUAUGAGAUUUAUCUCACUGUUCAGCGGAAGGAAGAUUUAAGGUUACCGCUGGCCGGCUGCCAGACCCUCCUGAGCCCCAUUGUGAGCUGCGGCCCUCCGGGGGUGGUCCUGAGCCGGCCGGUUAUCCUCAGCAUGGACCACUCCUUUGAUGCGUGUCUCGAUAACUGGGCCGUCCGCCUCAAGAAGCAGAACUACGAGGGCGCUUGGGAGGACGUCCUGCUGAUGGGGGAGGAGCUGGUGUCCGAGCCUUAUUACUGCCAGCUUGAGGCCGAGACGUGCCGCCUGUUCACAGAGCAGCUGGGCACUUUCACCCUGGUGGGAGAGUCGCUGCACAUGGGCGCAGCCAAGCGCCUGCGGCUCGUCCUCUUCUCCGACGCAUACUGCUCCACGCUGGAGUACAACAUCAGGGUGUACUGCAUGGACGACACGCAGGACGUCUUCAAGGAGGUGAUGCAGAUGGAGAGGCAGCUCGGGGGUCGGCUGAUUGACGAGCCUCACGUCCUGCUUUUCAAAGACAGCUACCACAACCUGCGCCUUUCCAUCCACGACAUGCCCCAGGCGCACUGGAGGAGCAAGCUGCUAGCCGGCUAUCAGGAGAUCCCGUUCUACCACAUCUGGAAUGGUUCCCAGCGGUACCUGCACUGCACGUUCACUCUGGAGCGGCUCAGCCUCAGCACCUGCGAGCUCACCUGCCAGCUGUGCGUGUGGCAGGUGGAGGGGGAGGGGCAGAGCUUUGCCCUCGACUUUAACAUUGCCAAGGACACGCGAGGUCUGGACUCUGAGUUCCUCUUAAUGGACAGUAAUGCGACGGCUCUGGCCGGGCCCAGCGCCUUUCAGAUCCCUUAUCUCAUCAGACAGAAGAUCUGUGGCAGCCUGGAUGCGCCCUGUCCCAACGGAGCAGACUGGAGGAUGCUAGCACAAAGACUUAAACUUGAAAGACACAUGAGUUUCUUUGCAUCCAAAGCGAGCCCGACCUCUGUGAUCCUGGACCUGUGGGAGGCGCAGCACUUCCACAGCGGCAACAUCAACCAGCUGGCUACCGUCAUGGCUGACAUCGGCAAACAGGAGGCCAUGAUUUUCCUCGUCUCUGACGGCGAAUGCUAACCCAGAAACGGAGAGAGAAGAGAGGGAGGAAGAGGGAGAGAGACUGGUGCAGAACAUGCAGACGUAACACAAAGAGCAGCAGGACACAAAGCGCAGCGCUGUCCCAGUGUGUCUCUUCUUUAUUUUUAGGAAAUAGUGAAAAGUUUAUCUAGGAUUGUGUCCUUUUACUCACACCCCAAACAGUAAGGAACAUCUUCAAACCACGGAUUUCAUUAGGGUGAAGGCCGAGUCGUGCGUUUCCGUCAGAAAGUUUGACGAUAUUUUAAACAUAAUAUCACUUUCACUUUUUGUUCAGCGAGCUAAGAAGGAGCGAUAUGCAAAUGCAAGAUUCUAACUUACAGCUGAUGUUGCAAAUUCCUCUCGAUCUUUCAUGAACUUGGUUUGGAAAAACCUGCUUUACACCCGGAAUAACAAGGAGGCCUGUCAGUCAGUUCAGGUGAAAUAUGCAAUUGGCAGGUGACCGUGACAUUAUCUCAGACACGUGUAAACGACCACGACGGUGCGCAGCACCGCCUGCACGUUGCAGGUUUAAAAGCAGAUUGUAUGCCCCGGAAGUCGCGUCUCAUCACGGUCUGUUCUUUUCCUCCUUUUUUUUUUUUUUUUUGUUAGUCCAGCCGGUAUCACUACUGUGAAUGUAACAUCUUGACAUCUUGAUUCAGCGAGACGCUUCGCAGCUUUUUCUGCUUCGAAAUCAAUACGUGUGUGUGGUUGGAACCUUUCUUCUUUAGGAGAGGAGUCGGUUGUAGAGCAUCUCCACUCCGAGAAUGAAAUCCUUUGAUUUUGUUUCAUCUUGUGCAGUAUAUUACGCCGAUCAUUCAUCAUGUGAAGUUUUUUUUUUUUCUUUUGCGGGGUGAGGGGUUUGUGCGUUUUAGAUUUCUUAGCUAAUGAAGGAGCCAUAGCGCUAAAAGGCGUUCUCGCUGCAUUCAUGCGAACAGCGAAUGUCGUCAAAAGUGACUCUUUUUUUUUCACCUCCUUGAUUACGUUCAUUCUCCAGCACGCGAACAUGGCUAAAAAAAAGGUUUAUUAAGCUACAUGAAUAAUGUAGCGCACUUUGCCACAGAAAACCUGAAAACAAAUUCUUCAAAACUGUCGCAAGAUUAGUCACGUCGAAAGGAUAAUUGUGCAGCUUUGUUUAUGUUAUUUAUAAAGCAAUUUUAGUGGGAAUUCAAUAUUUGCCGCGUGGCAAACAGUAUUUCCACAUCAGAGAUGAGCCGUCUCAGUCAUAAACGGCUCAUUCACGCAGUCUUUUUGUUUGUCCAAAGCAAGGCUGGAAAGUGUGUUUUCUCUCUCUUUUUAAAAAAAAAAAAUAAUAAUUUAGCAUUAAUUUCUACAGUAAUUUCUUAGUAAUGGAUGUGUCUAGUCAGGCAACAUAAACAGGUUCAGCAGUGCACUUCACAGACGGUGUGAGCAAUCCCAAACUAGCCAUAGUUCUGUCUGCCUCAGGGUUGCAUGUGAAGCCGUCUGUUCAAAGCUGGAAGGAAAAGGCCCUUUCUCCGUCCCACCAUCCAUGUCUCGACCUUUAGACGUCCAUGGAUUCCUUUACGAUUGUCAGAUAUCUGGAAUGUACCUUUACGUUUUUCUUUUCAGUGGUGGAAAAGCACCUGUUUUUUUUUUUUUUUGUCACUGGGUUUAAAGCUUAUGUUUCCCAUGGCAACUCAGAUGUUUCCUCCCCUUUAUAAACACUUUCAACCCCUUUUUAUAUGAAGAUGCCAUAAAAAUCCAAUGUUACCUUUUUAAAAACCCUUGGAUUAUUCCUUCAAAGAGAGAGAGAGAGAGAAAAAAAAACAGAUGAUUACGCCCAAUCAUCGCCACAUUGUAAUAUGUAAAUAGUUUUUCUAUACCAGCCAUGUGCUGUCACUUUGCAUACUGUAUAUCAGCAGCGUUGGUAACCAAAGUUUUAGGAAUAUCAUUUGAGUUCACCACAUCCUCACAUUGUAUCCAUCAGAACCGUUUUGACACCGUUUGUACUUGCAGAGUCAGUCAGUUGCCAUCAUUUACGUUUUUUGCUUUUCCUUCUGAAAGUCGACGCAUAAUUUGAUCACUUUGUAAACAAAUGUAAAUUAUAUUUUAAUAUGAAGCCAAAAAAAAAACAAACAAACAAGAAAAGAAGAAGAAUGCAACACUUAACUGGCGCAACAUUUGUCGAGUCUAAACCGUGACGUGUUUGCCUAUAUCCUGUUCUUUGGCGAUCUAGCAGUGAUUUGCAGUGUUAAGGGUUUAGAGGCCGUUUUCGCGGGAACUUUCUGUUCGCUCUCAUCCUGGGUCAUUUAUUUCCACCACUCGGAAAGCAUUUAAACACAAAGGUGGAAGCAGUCGCCAACGCUCGGUGAGUCAGAGAGGCUAAUCGCCGGAGGACAUCAGUCCUCGGACACUGUUGACGCAGCAUGUUCGGGGGAUGAGCCACGGCAGUUGUACAGUCAGACUGUGGCUCGGGAAGUUUUAGCACCCUUGUCAUCGUCUUGGAUGUGUCGCCUAAGCACAUUUUCAGUAACAGCAUCUAUCUUCACAUCUGAGUCACGCAGCACAUCUGCGGUUACUGUGUGAUGAACACCGGCUCUGUGGAAGACUCGUGUCUGUAACACAAAUGCUUUUGUUGGAGGGUUUGUGCUGUCAGUUCACCCUGUGAUGCAUCUCAGCACUGUAUUCUUUGUCACUCAUUACUAUUCGGUGUGGAGGACGUGCACAUAUUUAAGAAUGUGUGUGUGUUGUGUAUGUAGGGUGUGUGUGUGUGUGUGUGCAGACCUCCCUGUCACUGACUGAACUGUUUUCUUUUUUGAACUAAGAACAAUAGACUUCUGUACUUGUGAAUGGUUUUCUAUUUAGUUCCUUGGUUCAAUGUCCCUUGCCUUUCUGCAAGUCAAAAAUGCUGUAUUUAUUACAUGCCACAGCGCUUAUGCAAUUGUAUAAUCCUUCUAUUGUUUUCUUUGUUUGGAGUUUUUCUUUUUGUUUUUUUGGGGGAAAAAACAAACAAACAACCUUUUGUGUUCCUUAUCGUCGAUGUAAACUGUUGUCAAAACUUUUGUGGCAGUGGAAAAACUUCUGCUAAGGGAGAUGUUCUGUACUUUUGGACAAUGUUAUGGAUUUGUGGGUAGAAUUUUGGAAAUUCGUUUCUAAGUGCUUUCAAGUAUUUACUUGGCCUUAUGUAUAUAUAUCUAUCUAUGACAUUUCAAAAACCUAUGUAUAGUAAUUCAAUCGGAAAUUGUUGUAAAUAAAUUAUAUAUUGUUA
This is a messenger RNA of Poeciliopsis prolifica (blackstripe livebearer), 6474 nucleotides long. RefSeq names its product unc-5 netrin receptor A (gene unc5a). The record is from RefSeq and is a predicted model, not a curated record. Gene Ontology annotation, cellular component: membrane. The transcript has 16 exons. Lineage: Eukaryota; Metazoa; Chordata; Actinopteri; Cyprinodontiformes; Poeciliidae. Gene Ontology annotation, biological process: netrin-activated signaling pathway; anterior/posterior axon guidance. Bases 498 to 3248 code for a protein of 916 amino acids. Gene Ontology annotation, molecular function: netrin receptor activity; protein binding.